Messenger RNA from Passer montanus (Eurasian tree sparrow), 2347 nucleotides. It is a transcript of the gene TFPI2, whose product is annotated as tissue factor pathway inhibitor 2. Gene Ontology annotation, molecular function: serine-type endopeptidase inhibitor activity. Gene Ontology annotation, biological process: negative regulation of peptidase activity. Gene Ontology annotation, cellular component: extracellular region. NCBI's taxonomy places the organism in Eukaryota, Metazoa, Chordata, Aves, Passeriformes, Passeridae. The transcript is spliced from 5 exons. The record is from RefSeq and is a predicted model, not a curated record. The coding region runs from base 229 to 945 and encodes 238 amino acids.
UCCCCGGGGCGGGGGCUGCCCGCGCCCCAGGACCGCCGCACCGCGCAGCCUUCCGCGCCCCGCUGACGGCCGGGUCAGCGGCGACCUCCUGCCCCGCUGAAUCAGACCUUCCCCUCCCACCACCUGCGCAAGGAGGCGGCCCGGGGAAGCCGCCUCGGCGCAUAUAAAGCGCUGCCGUCGGAGGGGAAGCGCCGCUCGCUGCCCGGCCCCCGCCGCCUGCCGCCCGCCAUGGCCCCCGGCCGCCGCCUGCCGCUGCCCGCGCUGCUGCCGCUGCUGGCCUGCGCCGCGCUGGCCCAGCGCCCCCUCAUAGAGAAGCAGCGCGCCUGCCUGCUGCCCCCCGAGGAGGGGCCCUGCCGCGCCCUGGUGCCGCGCUGGUACUACGACCGGCACACGCAGAGCUGCCAGGAGUUCACCUACGGGGGAUGCUACGGCAAUGCCAACAACUUCCUCACCUUCGACGACUGCGAGAAGAGCUGCUGGACCAUCAAGAAAGUGCCCAAAUUAUGCCGACUGGAGGCUGAUGGAGGACCUUGCAGGAGUUAUCUAAGAAGAUAUGCCUUUAACUUGAGCUCAAUGAGGUGUGAGGAAUUCAUCUAUGGUGGCUGUUACGGAAACGGCAACAACUUCAGAGAUUUGCAGUCUUGUGUGGACCACUGUCUGCCAGAAAAAACUGGCCCCUUGCUAUGCUAUAGCCCAAAGGAUGAAGGAUUGUGUUCCUCUUCUGUGCCUCGCUAUUACUAUGACACCAAGACUAAAUCAUGUAAAGAGUUCAGAUAUAGUGGCUGUGGUGGAAAUGCCAACAACUUUGUCACUGAAAUGGAUUGCUACAAUGUCUGUAGAAAAGGAAAUCAGAAACUGAGUAUCAACAAGCCAACAAAUGUAUCCCGCAGAAAAAUAGUGAGAAAACUGAAGAAAAAGUCUCAGAUGUAUAACCUGAAGUCUUAAAGCUGAUGUGCUUUUGGAUGUUUGAAACACUUUUUAUCAAUUCCACUUUUUUAUUUUGUAAGAUAUUUUUCACAAAGUUUUAUACUGACAUAGUUCUGUCAUUCAGAGCUGCUUUUUAUGCAAUUUACCUUUUUAUAAGGAACUGCAUUUAAUAGAAGAAUGAACCUAAGUUUGGUUCUUCUGCUGUGUUGUCUUUGCAAUAAUAUUUUGGAAAGACUUGUUUAGAUUUCCAUAUUUUUAUGGGGGGAAUGUUUCAGCUGUUGCAAAUCAAUUAAAAUUUGAAAAAUCAAAUAUCUGUUAUUAGAAAUAAGGAGAGUCCAACACUGAAAAUCUAUCAUGAAUUUAAUUUUUUUUUGCAUCCUCUGCUUGCUAAAGAAAAGGAAAUUUUCACAAGUGUGUUCAGAGGUUUAUUGCCUUGCCAUUUACAUACUUUGGCCCUAUCAUUUAGAUAGACUGUCAGAAGCCUUCAUAACAGUAAAAGAAGUAUAAAUUUAAAUGCAGCUCAUCCUGCAGAAGAGAAUUUGGAUUAGGGUUGCCUUGAUAAACACUCUGACUAAGGCAAUGAAUAAGCUAGUUGAGUAUUAAAAUAAAAAUGUAGCCGUUACUUUUCCAUGACAUUUGAAAAUUUUGCUAAGUUAGUCCAGAUCUUCAUAUGGCAUUAAUCAGCAUAGUUUUGCUGAUUUUAAUGGAGCUAUGCUGAUUACAUCUGCAGAAGAUUUUGAUAUUUGUGAUAAUGCAGUGGCUGUUGAAGCAGAGCAGCAGAAGUUUCUGCAAAUUUCAUCUACAAAAGAGUAAUCCCUCUUUUGAGGCACUUUUAUAUUUCUUAUGGUAGGUUAUGCCUAUGGUGAUACUUUUGCACAUUCUUUUAUAUUUUGUAUUUUAGUCAUGUCUGAAUUUCAGUUAAUUUCACCUACAAUAUUUCAUAAGUAAUGUUAAUAAAAUUUUUUUUGUGAAAAAAAAGCUUGUUUUGUCAUUAUCCUGAAUGAGUUGUAUAGACCAAUAUGUGUACUGGAACCUGUAAUUUCUUAAUUAUGACUCUAACAGAGUUUAGUUGUCUCUUCAAUUAUUUCCUUACACUGAGGUCUGUAUUUGAAGAAAGCCAAUAAAUUGCAUUGAUAUUAAUCAUCCCCAGCAGUUUUGUAGCUCAGCUGGCUUUCUCAAAAGGCCUGCUCUCAAAGGGGUGCUUAGUUUAGUUUAUUGUCUGCUGCUGGGUCUCCUGUUUGAUGUUGCACUAUCUGAAUAGCUUUUGUGUGGGUAACAAGCUAUUUGUUUGAAAUUUCACUGGCUUUCAGUUAGAAUAAUUCAGGUGUGUGCUUUAAACCUCUUUUGGAGAGGGAACAUGACGGGCAAACUAGUCAAGAUCUGAUUUGGUUAUUGAUGUUUCUCUCACUGCCAGAUUUUC